AUGACGGACGCCAGCGCGCCGGGCCUGCCGCUGGACGACGGCACCCACGCGCCGCUGAUCCACCUCGAGUUCCGCUACCGCCAGGUGGACACAGUGCUGGCGCUGGCCUAUGGCGGCGCCUGCUUCUUCUCCUUCUGGGCCUUCGCCAUGCACGCGCAGUCGCCCACGCGCCAGGCCGCGACGCUCGGCUUCUACCUGCUCAUGGGGCUGGCCUCGCUCACGCGCGUGCUGUGGUUCGCCACGCCCUACGGCGUGCAGUCGGUGCUGGUGGAGCCCCCGCGGAUCAUGAUGGGCGACGACGGCUGGGCCCAGUUCCUGCUGGCCGAGGCCGUGGAGCUGCUGGGCUCCUUCCUGCUCUACAGCGUCUUCGUGCUCAUCGUCGUCUUCUGGGCCGACAUGCUGCGCCGGCUCUUCACGCACGAGAGCGUGCGGUCGCACCCGCUGCGGCUCUUCUUCUUCGUGCUGCUGGCCAUCGUGGCCAUCGAGGCCAUGGGCUUCGCGGUGUUCGCGGCCAAGCGGGAGGACUCGUACUGGCUCAUGGUCUACGACGACGUCGUCAUGUGUCUGCUGUCGCUCGGCUCGCUCGCGGCGGUGCUCGUGUACUCGUUCAGGAUGAAGACCGUGCUGCAGGCGUUCCUCGAGGUGAGCCAGAUCGACACCACCGAAAGGAUCAAGGCGGUCAACUGGGCCACGUCCAUCUGCGCGUUCUUCCUCGUCUCCAACUGCGUCUUCCUCACCUACUCGAUCAUCAGCCUCGCACAUUUCCACCAGGCCGGAGCCUACCUCGAGUCCAAGUGGUGGUGGCUCUUUGUGGCGUCCAAGCACCUCGUGGAGAUCUUCGUGCUGUAUUUCCUGCUGUACACGCUGUGGGGGAAGAGCUCGGACGACGCAGAGAACUCCAAGGACGGCUACGAACCCAUCCCGGACGGAAACUACCUCGACGACGACGAUCCCAACGGCAUCAACGCGUCAGGUUCGUUGCCCAGCACACCCCCAAGGCGCCAUCGCUAG
Molecule: messenger RNA, 1011 nt
Organism: Phytophthora sojae
Lineage: Eukaryota; Oomycota; Peronosporomycetes; Peronosporales; Peronosporaceae
Exons: 2
Coding region: 1-1011 (336 amino acids)
Source: RefSeq, a predicted model, not a curated record